Molecule: messenger RNA, 614 nt
Organism: Helianthus annuus (common sunflower)
Lineage: Eukaryota; Viridiplantae; Streptophyta; Magnoliopsida; Asterales; Asteraceae
Exons: 3
Coding region: 64-471 (135 amino acids)
Biological process (GO): box C/D snoRNP assembly
Molecular function (GO): box C/D methylation guide snoRNP complex binding
Source: RefSeq, a predicted model, not a curated record
UAAUAAUAUGAUUGAAGGACUGAUUUGUUUACGUUUUUUUAAUAUAAUUUCAUUGCUUCAGUUAUGGGCAAAUUGAAGGACUUUUUAGGAGUCAUGGCAGAAUCAAAUAAGAAGUUGCAGCAAGAGGCAAUGAACUCCAAGAAUCUUGAUAUUGAGGCACUCACAGGGGAUGAAUCAGAAUAUAUUGAAAUGGAUUUGAUGCUCGGUGUUGCUGAUCUAAACACCCCUGAGGCUGUUGCUGCUGCUGAAUCCGCCAUUGUAGGUUCUCAACCCAUCAUAUCUCUUGAUGCUAGUAGUAGUGAAUCUGAAUCAGAAGAUAGCUCUGACGAUGACAGUUGCAAUGAUGAAACUAACAAGGCGUCCGGCUCUCGUAUGAAGUCAAAUGGUCAAACUCUAGGUGGUAAAUCGACAAAUGCUAUUUCUGAAAACGGUCAAAAAAGAAAACGAUCGAAGAUUGUUGAGCUCCCAUAGUAAAGAUACAUUGACUGCAAGAAAGUGACGAUUUCUUGUAGCAUCUGCAAGAGAUGUUUUGGAUUUGAAAAGUUUAAUAUUUUCUAUUUCUAAUGUAUAUGGUUUGCAAGAUGAAAUGAAGAUGUGGUUGUGUGCUUGGAUUA